CCUCACAUGCCAGCACCGGCCUUUGGUCCAGCACGGCGUGUUGGGGUCUCCGUGUCGGCCAUCCAACGGCGACCACCAGCCAAGGCGGCUUUGAAGCCAAUGAAGGGAGCCGUGCGACAGAGGAACCGGACCGCUAACGUCACUCCUCUGGAUUCAGGGGGAUCUGGGCCCGCAGCCCGGCAGCCGCAGUGGGCAGCCCAGGCUCGGUCAGCCGCUAACUUCAGAGCCCCAGGCCACAGAAGGGCCGGGGUCUGCGCCACGCCGCCCCCUGGGCCCCGAGGAGGCACUGAGGCUGACGACCGUUCUGCCCUCACUGCCACGUGGUCUCCCGAGGCCGUCAGCGCCAGACCUGCUGGGGGCCCCCACGUGGGGCUGCUGAGGCCCAGAGACACCUCGGGGCUUAAAAUCAAGGGCAGCAAAACAGCCCGUGUGGAAGCCAGGGUGAGCGGGCCCGGCUCCUCUUCCCUCUGCCCGGCCGCAAACCCCCCAGCCCUGACACAGCAGCGCCCUGGGCUGUGGCCCCCCGAGGGCCCUCCUGAGACACCGCACCAGCCCCUCCACCAGGGACUCACCACGCUGUUCCGCGUCUCCGUCUCAGAGGACGGCCGUGUGCACAGCAGACAUCCCGUGAGGACUGCACAGGUGGCCACCAUGGUGCAGCGGCCACACCACUGGUGCCAGCGUCGCAUGAGCAGGGCUGGGCCUUGCCCGCCACAACUGCUGCUCCUGCCCCUGCUCCUCCUCCAGCCGCUUGGCAGAGCUGGGUCCAGGUCAGGACAUGGCUGCACUUCGUCCGUGCAGGGCCCUCUGGCCGCGAACCCCCCCCCCACCACCACACUGGGAUUCGCCGUGACUCUGCCGAGGACUGGCACCGUGGCCUCCUG
Molecule: messenger RNA, 884 nt
Organism: Oryctolagus cuniculus (rabbit)
Lineage: Eukaryota; Metazoa; Chordata; Mammalia; Lagomorpha; Leporidae
Source: RefSeq, a predicted model, not a curated record